GAGGCUUGCCAGCCUCCAGUGGUUUGACAGGCGGUGGAAGCUCCAGUGCGCCUUCUCUUUGCGCGCACCUUGUUGGUUUUCACGGCGGAUGCCAGCUGGUGUCACAACAUCGGUUCUCAGACACGGCGCCAGCAAAGUUCACUCCCAGCUGCGUGUGUGCGUGUUUUCCACUGUUGUGUGUGCUCAGUCUAGUCUGCUUAAUAGACUGACCCCCCAGCGCGCCGUUUAAAGGGAAGACAAGAGCGCUGAGUCAACGAUUCGCAAGAAGGAUGCAACAGUUGAUGUGCGCAAGUUGCACAGUUUUCUUGUAUCUGCUGGCGGUUUGCACAUGAGGAGCAUGGUGGCUGUGAUCUGUGAGAAGACAUGAUUCAAUGUUUUCUUCCUUUAAGUCAUCCGUGAGGCAAAAUUAAGCAGCGGAUCUGCUCUUUUAAUAAAUAAAGGGACUGGGGAGACCUCGCGGGUUGCGCGCUCAAGGCGUCUUUUUGCACCAAAAAAAAAAAAAAAAAAAAUCGACAUUUGAAGUGAAAUGCGUCGCGGGGGACUCUGCGCUCUGCUGGAAUGGAGUUAGAGAGGGAAUUAUCUCGGAUGGUCCUGCGGCGGUGAGUAGCAGUGCAAGUGUGCACCGACAUGCAUCGGAUUCUGCAGAGGAGGCGAGUGCGCAAGCUGCGCGUCGUCUGGGCUUCUCUGGCCGCGCUGGCUCUGUCGCUGGCGGCGUGCAGCGCGCUCUUCACCGCCUGGACCUGGAGACAGACGCAGGACUUGUCUCAGUCCUUCAAGGUCCUGCAGGAUCGCCUCGAGCAGGUCAAUACGCAGAGGAAGGCCAUCGUUCAGCUCAUUCUGGAGAAAAGAGAGCUGCUGCUGGAGCGAGUGAAGAGAGACGGGGGGGCAGUUCGAGGGAAGAAUGGAAAUGGACGGAAAGCGGCGUCUCAUUUUGAGAUAACUCAAGCGUCCUUUCAGCAAGUUGGAACACCUGGUGUGAUUAAGGGCUGGGAGGAGAGGACAUUGAAUAUGAGUAAAGCAGUGAGGUACAACAAGGAGAAGGGCACCUUCACUGUGGAGAGAGCAGGUGUCUACUUCCUGUUCUGCCAGGUGUUGUUUAACGAGCAGCAGUCCCAGUACGUGAAGCUGGACGUGGUGACCUACGGCCCGAAGCCGCAGAAGCUGCAGUGCGUGGAGGGCUACGGGACGACCCCCUCCGCAGGGCCGCACUCCUUCCACUUCAUGAAGCCCUGCCAGGUGUCCGGCCUCCUGCGACUGGACAAAGGCACGGAGCUGCAGGCCCAGACUGGCUCGGCUUUCAGUCUGCACCCCGGAGCCACUCAUGUAUUCAGCAUCUUUAAAGUCAACUGAACUGCAAAGCUCAUUUGGUCCCUGCAGGAAACUAUUCACACAUACGAAUAGAAAAGAAAUCAUCAGAAGUCCAUCAGAAUGAACUUUCUCGGUAUGAAUGAUGGAUACUGUCUGGAUUUUUCCUCUGCGACUAAACCAUCGUAAAGCAUUACUUAAUGCUACAGUUCUUUUUUCUUCUUCUCCAGUAAUUGCUGCAUAUGUGCAUUUGUAAGAAAAAAAACUGACAUUUGUGGAAGCUGUUGUGGAUUUUAAUUUUUUUUUUGUUGCUCUGGACUGCAGAGCUGUUUUGGAACACAGUUUUGGAUUACAACCAAGACCCACACUGUACGAAAUUCCUCCACGCGUUUCUGCCAAGAGAACAGAUGUUAUGGACGCUGUCCUGUAGAUUAAAGGCCUUCGCAGAAAGAAUAAAGAUACCUUGGAUGUUCGUGUUA
Molecule: messenger RNA, 1784 nt
Organism: Cololabis saira (Pacific saury)
Lineage: Eukaryota; Metazoa; Chordata; Actinopteri; Beloniformes; Belonidae
Gene: tnfsf12
Product: TNF superfamily member 12
Exons: 6
Coding region: 628-1350 (240 amino acids)
Biological process (GO): immune response
Cellular component (GO): membrane
Molecular function (GO): receptor ligand activity; tumor necrosis factor receptor binding
Source: RefSeq, a predicted model, not a curated record